Thelazia callipaeda (thelaziosis nematode) is the source of this 348-nucleotide messenger RNA. NCBI's taxonomy places the organism in Eukaryota, Metazoa, Nematoda, Chromadorea, Rhabditida, Thelaziidae. The record is from the annotation of a GenBank genome assembly.
AUGGUUUACAGUAUGGGUACAGGUAGCAAAGGUGAACUUGGUCAUGGUACUGUAUGCAGUGAACAAGAGCCAAGAUUGGUGGAGCAUUUAAGACCGAUCAAAGUGGUGCAGGUGGCAUGUGGUGCAUGGCACAGUGUUGCUUUAACUGAUGGUGGUGAAGUAUAUGUAUGGGGUUGGAAUAAAUGUGGACAACUGGGUGAUAGUUGUGAACCGAAUGAAAUUAUUGACAUUCCGUUUCUAUUAGACCUUGAUGAUUGUGUCAUCCAAAUUCAUGCUGUAGGUCAUGCCACAUUUCUGAGAUGCAGCAGCAACUCGACACUUGCAUUUGGUAAAGCGGAUUUGAUUUAA